AUGGCCGGGCCGCGGGCCGUGCGGGAGGAGGCGGAGGCAGGGGCGCUGGCGGCGCGGCUGCUGCGGCUGGAGACGCGGCUGGAGCGGGCGGAGCGGCAGCUCGGGGCCGCGCUGGCCCUGCGCGGCCGCCUCAGGGCGCUGGAGCGGCGGGUGGAGCGCGGCGGCGGGGCCCCGCGUGCGGCGGCCGGGCGCGGCGGCCGGGGGGCGGCGCGGCCCCGGGCGCGGCGGGGGCCCGGCGGCCGGGAGGAGGACGUGUGGGUGCAGUUCAGCGAGCGCGAGUGGCGGGCGCUGCGGGGCUGGCAGCGGGCCCUGCACCGGGCCGUCGCCAGGAACAGCUGCCACCUGCAGCUCGGCCCCGGGAAGGGCCCGGCGCGGCCGCGACGUCGAGGCGAGGGGUGGGAAGCUCACCUCCCGCCCCCCGCAGAGCCGAAGCCGCCCAGGCGCCAUGCGCGGAGCCGGCGCGAGGACGGGGAGCUGCCGUGUGCUCGGCGCUGCGGGGACGGGACGCGGGAGCCUGCGGGGACCGGCACCGAAGACACCAUCAUCCUUAUUAAGGAAGAAGAGGAGUUGUGCACUGAGGAUCAGCAGGAGGAGGAGGCUGGAGAAGCCCAAGAACAGCCCUGCCCUGAGCAAGAGUUUUGUGAGCCUGAGGCUUCAAGUCAGAGCGAGGAAGGGCAGGAGGCGUGUGCCAGGGAGCUGCCAGGCACAGGGGGCUCUGACCCCCCCGGAGACCCUGAUGCAGGGUUUCAGACUUGUGCAGCCCAUGUUUUCUCAUGGAUUAAAGAAGAGGAGGAGUCACACUGCCCUGAACAACGAGGCUUGGAGAAAGAAGCAGCCCCUUCAGACCCAGGUACAGUGCACGAUGGGAACCCAGAGAGGCACCCUCGGUCUGACAGCUUGGUGUGUGACUUGGAGCUGCCCACAAGACCUGGAUUGUUUGCUAAGGAUCCUGCCCCUGCAGUGACCUGGGACACUGGCUGGAACUCAGGCACGAUGGAAACAAACCCCACAGGGAAUGGCCUUGGGGGGGACGCUCCCUACGCCCCAGGCUUUGCUGAACACGCCGAGUUCUUCAACACUCAGGACAGCACUGGGAGGAGCAUGUGCAAAGAAGAGAGAAGCUACAGCCAGCAGGAACAUCUGCAGCCUCCUCAGGGAGCUGGAGUGGAGGAGAGCUGUUCCAGGAGCCUGGAGGAAAAGGUGUUGCAUCUGCCACACUCACAGUUGGGCACCCUGGCUGAAAGGGACGUGGGACAAGGAGCUGCCCUUGCCCCCUGCCAGGGGGAGCAAAACCCCAUGGGCAGAACCAGCCUCGGCCACAACGGCCUCAGUGGAGAGGAGCCGGUGGCUGCCCAGAGCCAGAGCUUCCCCGUGGCAAAGCCUUGCUGGGCUCCCCCAGCAGAUAGGCCAAGGGGCAGGGGCAGCACGAGCCAGCCCCAGGACCAGGGCAGGGGCAAGUCCUACAUCUGCAGUGACUGCGGCAAGAGCUUCGUUUGCCACUCGUGGCUGGUCAGGCACCGCACGAGUCACUCGGUGGAGAGGCCCUACAAGUGCUCCCAGUGUGACAAGAGCUACAGGAGGAAGGAUUAUCUGCUCAACCACCAGCGCCAGCACUCGGGACAGAGGCUCUUCCAGUGCCCCCUCUGCAGGAAAAGGUUUGUGCUCAAGAGGAGUCUGUUGAAGCAUCAGAAAAGUCACACGCAAGAAACACACGUGGCGUUGGGCAGUUGGCCCUGCACAGAGACCAGGGGGGCUGUGAUACACUCUGUGUAGGAAACCCCCUCCAGCUGUCCCCUUGCAGGCUGGACCCAGGGCCUUGACCAGAAUGUGGUGGGAGGAGGAGGAAGAGGUUAUCUAACAGCCACCCAGAGCCCUUCCCAGGCAAAAGGAGGAGGCUGGGGAGGGGGUUGUUUUCCACAGGGCAGAUUGGAAUGGUCUGCAGAGCUGUUGCACAUCUUUCACUGGUGCCUGGAGCUGUUGGGAACAUGGUGCAGCUGUUGUGUUUGGUGCUGGGAGUUGCUAACAGCUGUGAAUCCACACGGCAGAGAAAUCAUGGGGCAGUUUGUAAGGCUUCAGGUGGGAGGGUAACUGAAAUGUUAUCUGCUGGAGUCAGGGGCUGGGCUGAAAGGAGUUGCAGUCAGUAGUCCACUAAAGAGGUGAAACAGUGUGAGGCCACAGCCACUGGUGUGAAAUGCUUUGAGAGAGGAAGUGUUGAUUGACUCUGUUUGAAAGGAGCCUCUGGAGGAAGCGGCGACUGGCCGGGCAGAGCCCGAGAAGCAGCUUGUUCCCAGUGAGAUCCCCACGCUCCUGGGGCUGAACCCUGAGAGGCUUCCUGAAGGCUGAGGGUCCUCACCUGGCAUUGUGUGAUCACCAAGGAGCCUGGGUUGCAUUUUGCAUAGUCUUAAAGAGGUGUUGCAUUUCCUUUAUCACGUCCUUCUGUGUUCCUUGCAUUUGCCAGACCCUAUGGGAGCAGAACAUUCACAUGCACCUUAACCAUUCCCCCUCAGAAAACUGGCUCUGUGCUCACAGUCAGUGUCCCUGGCUGACAGUCCAAGUGGUGGGAGACUGACAGGGCAAAAUUCAUUCUGUUUAGUAAUAAAAAACUCC
This is a messenger RNA of Colius striatus (speckled mousebird), 2607 nucleotides long. RefSeq names its product zinc finger protein 777-like. Gene Ontology annotation, molecular function: DNA-binding transcription repressor activity, RNA polymerase II-specific. Lineage: Eukaryota; Metazoa; Chordata; Aves; Coliiformes; Coliidae. The record is from RefSeq and is a predicted model, not a curated record. Gene Ontology annotation, biological process: negative regulation of transcription by RNA polymerase II. Bases 1 to 1773 code for a protein of 590 amino acids. The transcript is spliced from 5 exons.